AUAAUGCUGUUCUAUUCUUCUAUUUAAAACCGAAAGCGUGGACGUUAAUAAAACACGUGCAUAUAGUGCUUCCUGCAAAAUCUGAUUGUGGUGUAUUGAAUCGCACCUUGAAUUUCCAAAAUCGGAUAUAAUUUAAAUUGGAUUAAAGGUUGGUGCUGUUUUUUGGGACAUGCUUAUGAAUGUUUUACGAGUCCGGGUCGUAUUUGAUCGCGAAAUAAAUCGAAAUUUGAGGACAUAAAUCAGAAACUUCAUGAUCUAGAAUCAUCACUUGACAUGGCGGCUUUAAUUAUCUUUGUCAGCAGACGACGCUACUGUGCACGUUUUACUUGAAAGAUUAAUGUCAUCUGCGGGUAGUAAAAAUGAUUAAUUUAGUACGAAAAAGUACCGCAUGUACCAUCAAUAGUAUUGGGCUGGUAUCGGUUUUAAGUGAAGUUCUCUUUAAACAUGCUACUGGUUUUAUAGACAAUUCAGUAGUUUAAUAGAGGGAUGAAGCAGUGACAAGUUUUUUUUCUAUCUGUUCAGAUUUUUUUUUCUGUUUAAAUAUUCAAAGCAUGACAAUAUAAGGAUAUUAGUGAAAACAAAAUUGAAGGGCAUUUCUGAAAUACCAUUGUCAUUUUUUAUUAAAUAUAAAUUUCUUAAGAAAAUUGUUUAAUAUUGAUUCAUGUGUUCUGUGAUGGAUAUAAACCGGUAGUGUGCAACACUGUGAUAUAACAUAGAGCCAGGUACCAAGUUUGAGCCCCUACAAUGCCACGACACGGUACCGGCCUGGGGGCCACCAACUUCCCUGCCGCCAACAAACUCUUGAUGAGAUAUGAGGCAGAUCGCGCCUAUAAGCUCCACAUGCAGAAGCUGUCGACAGUGAGGCCUCGUAUUGAUGUCAAGGAACCAAAGCGGCACAAUCACCUUGUUGUGCGUCUCAAACAGAUUCAGAAAGAAGAAGAGAGACAGGCCGAAAUCGACCAUGAAAACAAGCUUCUGCUGAACAAGAUGACACAUGUGUUAAAAUAUGGCGGCAAUAUAGACAACUGGAACAACUAUGAAUCUCGAAGUCUAAAUUUCCCAUACCGUGAGCGUCAGAAUGAAGACAUAGCGCGGGAAAAUCUUGGUAUUGCACGCCGACUAGAGACUGUAAGGCCAAAGCUGGAGAUCAACAAAUGGGAGCAACAAUACCAGCACCACCAGUAUCUCAAGCGGAUCUGGAGCGACAGUGUCAAGGACUUUGGGGAGUUCACACCGCGACGCUUUAGCCGCAUGUCUCGAACGAUAUACUAUAAACGAUUUCUUAGGAGUGAGGAGGCGCUGGACGAUACGAAUGAUGAGGACUUUCAAAGUGUUGACACAGCUGAUGAGAAGAAAUUACCCAAACUGAAGAAAAGCAAGAAGACAGGGGCCCGGGCCACAAAGAGCGAGACAAGUUAUCCUGUCACCCGCACUGAGAAACAAUCUCCGACCCGAACGGGCCCUACAAAACUGCCUAAGAUUAAUGCCAAUAAAGCGGAUGCACCUGAAAAGUCAAGAAAGGAGGAUGGAGUUUCAACUGGCUACAAAGAGACCGGUGAUGACAAGUCUGACGUUGCUCAAUUGUUCAAGAUCGCUAAGCAGCUAGGUCGCCCGGAGGAUAUAUUCAUUAAGACGCUGAUUAAAAAGACACACAAGCAACGAAUGGCAACAAAAGAGAAAUUCAAGGAAAAAUAUGAAUUGGACUUGGUGACCGAACUGAAGAACGGCCUUGGUCGACAGUGGGAGUACCUGAUUGAUGCUCUGCUACAGGAUAUGGGCGUGGCGGACUCUUACGCAGUAUUUGACGCUCUAAGCGCGGCCCACAAGACGUCUGACAUGGCAGAUGUGGUAGAGCUACUGAGCACCCGCAACAAUAAAAGUAUCACUGCUCUCAAAGAGUCCUAUAGAAAAGAGUUCUCUAUCAGUCUUGAGGAAGACAUCAGGGACCGAACACAACCACCCACCCAGUUAUUGUUGCUGACUUUGCAGAAGGGAGUCCGUGAUGAAUCUACCGGUCUGGAUGAACGAGAAGUCAAGAAGGACGCUGUAGAUUUAGUGGAGUUUGGUGACGGACGUUUUGACAGCGAGAAUGGCAUCUUCUUGAAGCUGCUGCAGACGCGCAGUAACGGCCACUUGCAGGCGGUUUUGACAGAGUUCAAGAAUGCAUCUGGCGGUCAGGACGUGCUCAGUGCGAUGAGAUACGACUGUGAUAAGGAGUACUUUCGCCUUCUCAACGUACUGGUACAAUGUAUAGCCACCCCAGCUGCCUUCUACGCGGACAAGUUGUUUAAACACAAGCUGCCCUCAGACCCUAUUCUUGUGCACAUCCUGACCUCCAGAUCAGAGAUUGAUAUGCCGGCUAUCAAGAAGGCAUACAAGACCAAGUACGGUAUUGACAUCACCGAUGACAUUAAGUCCAAGCCUCAUCCAAUACAGAAGUGCCUUGUUGAACUCGCAAAUAAGGGGACAACCAAAAAGCCUGCAGACUCAAAGAAAUCCUACCUGAAAGAGACCGCAGCAAGUCAGCAGCAGCAACAACAACAACAGAAUCAGAAACCACAGCAACAGCAGCAUAAGCAGCAGUCUGAGACAACCGUAACUAAGACUAAGACUGUAACAAAGAAGACCGAGCAGAAAGUUAAAGUUUCCGGUCAGACCCAGAAUCAAGACCAAGCCAGUCUUGACCACAAAACAGAUGACAAAAAAGAAUCAAAACCUGUGAGCCAAUCAAAACAAACUGACAAUAAUACGGCAUCAGUAGACACUCAAGCUCAGGCAAAAGAACAAAAGCCAUCUGAUAAGCAGGACAAUAACUCAGUCCAGCCAGAUCAAAAUGCAAAGUACAAUACACCAGCAAAUAAUACCAAUAAAAAUGAUCAAAAUAACUUGAAUGUGCAGCAAAGUACAGGGACUGUAAGGCCUUUCAGUAAUUUCAAUGCAGAUGAUGACUGUGAUAAAUUGAACAAGGCGUUGAGCGAUGAACAGGCAGAUGCAAGGGAGAAAGUCGUAGUUGCCAUAGUAACCAAGAGAAGCAACCAGCAGAGACAGCAACUGAAGGCAACCUAUGAACAGAAAUAUAAGAAGAACCUGAUGAUCGACCUUGAAUCCGAGCUGGUGGGUGACACAGAGGAGAUUGUGUUGGCGCUGAUGAUGUUACCGUCCGAGUACGACGCCUUCAUUCUGCACGAAGCAGUAGAGGGAUUGGGAGUGGCCGAGCCUACGCUGGUUGCUAUUGUUGCCACCCGUUCUGCGCAGGAAUUAAAGGCAAUAAGAGACCACUAUCAGAAAGAUGAUGGAAAAGAUGGAGCGUUUAAAGCUGACCUUGAGAAGGAUCUGACCCGGGACUGUAGCGAUGAUCUUCGAAACCUUCUUACCGCCUGUAUCCGUGGUAACAGGCCUACAGGAUCAGCUGUUGCUAUAGACAAGGCGCAAGCAGACGCACAGGCCUUGAAACAGGCAGGGGUACCCAGUGCUGCAUUCACUGAUCUGCUGGCCAAUCAGAACCACUUCCAGGUCAAGGCCACGCUGGAAGAGUACACCAAGUUGGCAGGUGAAGACAUCUAUACAACCAUCAAGAAAGCAUCACUUGGUGAUGAUGAAGAGGGGUUCCUUAGUAUCACAAAGGCAGUGGAGGACCCAGUGCAGUUCUUUGCUGAGAGAACUCAUGGCUGCUUCACCGCCAUGGGAACCAACAACAACCAGAUCAUCCGACUGACGGUUCCCAGGGCCGAGGUUGACCUUGAGGACAUCAAACAGUGUUACUAUGAGAAGUACAGCCAGAACCUGUAUGACGCAGUGAACAGCAAGUGUAGCGGCGAGUACAAAAACAUGCUGCUUGCUGUGAUUGACAAGUAGUUCCUCAGAAAGUAGAUCCUGAGAAAGUAGUUCCUGAAAAAGUAGUUCCUGAUGUGGAGCCAUUCUUGUUGAUAAAGAUCCUUGUCCAGUGAACGAAUGGAGAAGCUCUGAUUAGGAGGUGUUUGUCUUCCUGAAAUUCAGUUUAUGAUGACAUUGAUGCGAACAGCAUAAUAUAAAAUGAUCAAUUAGUGAUGACUUAGAAAAUUAAUAUGUAUAUUCGUUUUCAAUGAUUGCAAUCAUAUGUUAUAUUUUAAUGUGACAAAUGGCCAUUUGGAUGUGGUAUGUAUGUCUCAAUAUGAUAUCCAUUUAAAGGUUAUGAUUCUGGUAUAUUUCUGUAAAUUAAAUAUGCUAUAUACACAACACAAACAUGUGCUUUACUUAAUUUACUAUCUUAUUUUUCACAAGACUAUUUUAGCUCACCAGGGCAUGAAGUGCUAGCAGUGAGCUUUUGUGAUGGGUGGCCAUUCAACAUCAAUUGUCAUCCAUCGUGUGUCCUGAAUUGGAUCAUCAAUGAUUUGCUUCAAACAACAUCUCCCCCUAAACUGCUUGUGCAUUUUCAUGAAACUUCACAGGAAUUAUUUUUUGGUGGACCUCUUUCAAAGUUGUUCAAAUCGUUCUAUUCUGCUGCAUACUGGUGCUGUAUAAAAACCUGAUACACACCAGGGGUUCCAUCUUUGAAACAACAAGGAUCAGGGCAUUUGGUGUGAAACAUAUAGUGGUCCUGUACACAUUUUUUUUCAAAUCAUCCCCCUAGGGUCAAAAUUUGCCCUACUUGGGAUGAGGGGUAAAAAUGGAAUAUAUAUUACAUAUAUUUUGUGUGUUUUAUUGAAUUUUGGUUCUUUACAAAGAUUUUUUCAAAUCAUAUUCCUGGCUUAGAAACUAGCCACACUCCAUUAUGCAGGUGAGCGAUAGGACCAUAUCGGCCUUCUUUUUCUGUAAACCAGAUGUUAUAAAGACAAAAACGUUUGCUUUAUGAAAAAUCUUAUCUCAGUUUAAAACUAAUAAAAAUGGUUUGUGAUCAUAGUAUUAUGUAAAUAAAAAGCAGUUUUUCUGUUCAUUUAUUUAACAUGCUAGGAAAUGUGUCACGUUUCAAGUACAAUGCGAGUCUAAUCUUUCAUAUUAUAAAUAGCGGUAUAAGGGACUUACCAAUUUUGUUUCACUCCAAAUUGAACAGAUUGAGUAUAUCAAUCAAUAUAGUUUAUUAAACUUAUGUAAGCAAUACUUUUAUUAUUUUAAUAUAUAAUAUUUGCUUAUUAUCAUUAUCAAUGAAGUGUUUAUGUCAAUUUUGUUUAAAGCAACUUCAUUUUUCUUAUAAUUUAUUUGACUUAAUGUAACAAUUCUUUUUGAAAUUUAUAAUCUAAAAUUAUCCAAACUCUCUGUAUAAUUAUAAUAUCAUAUAUAUUGCAUGGAUUCUAUUAACUUUAUUAAUUAAAUGUUCUGUUAUAAAGGAUAUUGUCUAUUUGCCCGCAUGCAUUUAUAAAACAAAUAUAUGUUCAGACUUGUUCUUUCUAAAGCACUUAUUCUAGCAGUUGAUGACCGUUGGUUUUCUUGCUGUGGUUCACAUAUAUGAUUCAUGUUUAUGUCAGUUGUUCAUUGCAUUGUACAGUAAUACUGUCUGUUGGUUUUACUUUUAUUUUAAAAGCUUUUUUUUUUUAUUUUAUAAUAUUUUGUUUAUUUAUUUACACAAAUAAAUUUAUCUUCUUUUGCAUUUAUUUCCAAAGCUAUAUUUUAUACGUGCUAUUUUCUGUUAUAGUUUAUCAAGUUUAUGUACUCAAUUUAAUUUAUAUUAUGCAUUUAUUUGAAAAUAUAUUUUUGAUGCAUUAUUUUGUCUUAUAAUGAUAGUUACUUUAUUAACCUAAGUUAAUUUAUCUCAUUUUUGUAUGCCAAUAGUUUAUUUACACAGUUAAAUUUCAUAAUGGUUCGAGUAUAUACUCGAGCCACUUUGUGUACAUAUUGUACAUGUAUAAAUGUAUUAGAUGACUAUUAAGAAGUAAUUGCUGACGAAGAUAAAUGCCUAUUUUGCUUUCAAAUGGUGUCUUUCUAUCAAAAUACAACUAGGCUGUUAACGAAUCUGUGAAUUUCAAUUUUUGUAAAAAUUAAAUUUCUCAGAAAAAACACACACAGAGAUUCCUAAAUGUAUAAAUUUUUUACUUCCUCGUGCAUGUUGUAUUGGCUAAUCAUGGACAAUUUGCUAGGGCCUUAUUUUUUGGCAAAAGGUUUUGAACCAGGACAUUUUCUGAUGGAGAAAAACUAUUUGUGUAUAUGACUAUAUGUAUCUGAUACCAUCUUAACUGCACCUGCGUUUUCCUGAUAACUCCUGGGUAUUUAAGCUGCUACUGCAAAAGUUGUUGAACCAGAUGUUUUCUGGUGGAUGAACCCAAUUAUUUCUAUUCUGGGAAAUAUGUUUGAAACGCAUGUGGUGCACAUAUGUGAACAGUAUAAUAUAUAUAAAAUAAUUAUGUUAGAGAACUGUGAUGACAAAAUGAUUAACAUACAACCUAUAUAUACUGACUUCAUUUCUUCGAUAUGUUAUUUGUUCAUAUGGCAUAUUUUAUAAGUGUUAUACUAUGUUAAUGAUUAAGUUUAUGAACCAAACGUCCUUGGCUAAGUUGUGUGAUAUUUGACUGUGAUUUAAAAGAAAUUUAAAUGCAUAUCAGUUUUAAUAAAUUUCCUAUGUAGUUAA
Molecule: messenger RNA, 6538 nt
Organism: Dreissena polymorpha
Lineage: Eukaryota; Metazoa; Mollusca; Bivalvia; Myida; Dreissenidae
Product: annexin A6-like
Cellular component (GO): cytoplasm
Molecular function (GO): calcium-dependent phospholipid binding; calcium ion binding
Source: RefSeq, a predicted model, not a curated record